Paramuricea clavata is the source of this 404-nucleotide messenger RNA. Lineage: Eukaryota; Metazoa; Cnidaria; Anthozoa; Malacalcyonacea; Plexauridae. The record is from the annotation of a GenBank genome assembly.
AUGUUAUGUGAACCAAUAUCACCAGCAGAGAGAUUACCCCUUACAAUAAGGUUCUUAGCUUCAGGAAGUAGUCAGACAUCAAUGUCAUUUACCUAUCGUGUUGGAAGAACGACUGUCAGUAACAUUAUAAGAGAAACGUGCUGUGCAUUAUGGGAAGCUUUGCUGAGAAAUAUUUCAAAGCACUUCGUUCACAUGAUGCAUGGAAGAACAUAUCAGAAGAAUUCACGAAACUGUGGAACUUUGUGUAAUUGCCAUCAGUAUGCCGACGACACCACGAUCUAUAACAGUGUAAAACCAAAAGAUUUUCAACUGGGUGUAGAACAAAUGAAUAAUUCCCUGACGAACCUAACACGUUGGUCCGAUGAAUCUAAACUUGCUUUGAACAACAACAAAACUAAAGCGAU